Molecule: messenger RNA, 1317 nt
Organism: Laccaria bicolor S238N-H82
Lineage: Eukaryota; Fungi; Basidiomycota; Agaricomycetes; Agaricales; Hydnangiaceae
Exons: 4
Coding region: 1-1317 (438 amino acids)
Biological process (GO): methylation
Molecular function (GO): methyltransferase activity
Source: RefSeq, a predicted model, not a curated record
AUGACGCAUGCUUGUACCUAUGAUAACACCGAAUCAGAACCUUCUUGUGUUACUCUUUUUUUUAAAUUACGCGGCCAGAAAAGACGAUCUUCAAGCGUUCUGCCUCUCACAGAAACAACCGCCGGAGCUCCCCAUCUUAACGGAUGUGGGAAGAAGAAGAACCGUAAAAUGGCUGUGGGGCGUCAAAGAGUCCUUAUCAACUACAACCAUCUCAACAGCAACCAGCCCACCUACCAACUACUGAGCAUCAAUUCGAUGGCGGACAGCCCAACGACGCACAGCUCGUAUGACGGCCGGAGGCAGCUGAAGCCAUCACAUCUUCAAUUGCAGCUUAUCGAGAGAGGCGCCCAAGAGCUGGCGGACCUGAUGAAAUUGAAGCAACAGGGUUGGGAUGACGAGCAUCUGGAUAAGCAUUUUGAGCAGCAACGCAAUCAGGCUCAAAACCCAGGACACGAGCUCAAAAUUUCCUGGUACAGGAAAAUGACAGAAAUCAUGAAUGAGAUUGACGGGAAGACAAAUUGCAUUCCUUUUUCUGGGGACUUGCAUUUCUUGGAUCUUGGUUGUAGCCCGGGAGGGUUCUCGGCAUACGUGUUGACGAAAAACUAUCGCGCCAGGGGUUUAGGGAUCUCCCUUGAGGAAGAGAAAGGAGGACAUCGAUACCUUUUGCAGAGCAAGCGGCAUGAGCUUAUCUCCGCCAACUUGACGUACUUCCAGCUGGGCCCCACACCCAUCCUCGAUACCGACAAACUACAGCCCCUGCCAAACUCUUUCGGGUCCGAGAUUUUUGACCUGUGCAUUCUUGAUGCACAUCAGUUAAGAUGGCAAAAGGAUGGUGAGAACUGGGAUGGUUGGCGCCUUGCUAUAUCCCAAAUUAUUCUUGCCUUGAUGGGUAUUAAACGGGGUGGCACUCUCAUCAUGAAACUCUCGCGACCCGACCACCUUUACAGCGCCAGGAUAUUGUGGAUGCUCGACCAGGUAUCGACGGAAUUACAGACAUGCAAACCCCUAACGAUGCACCGUAAACGAGGUUCUUUCUAUGCCGUCGCUCUUGGGGUUGGAUUGGGGAAGGCCGGCCACGAUUUGCCCUCCUUUGUUCAUGCAUUCCAGAAGUUAUGGGUCGAGCUGACAUUCGGUGGUGAGGAUGGGCGUGGUCGGUGGAUGACAGAGGAGGAUCUAGAUUUCUUGAUAUUGGAGGAGGAGCUUGCGCUCUCUUUUGCAGAUAGAUUGAUUCAGCUAGGUCGUCCUGUGUGGUCCAUUCAGGCACAGGCUUUGGCGAAGCUGGUCGACAAUAGUAAACGAAAGAAGGCUUCAAUUUGA